AUGUCUGUAUUUAAAGAAUCACAAGAGAAUGAUGAUGAAAGGAAAAGGAAAGAUAUUGAAGAAAGAAUACGAAAGAGAAUUGAAUAUGAGAAAAGAGCUUUUAAUAUUGUACAGGAGUUAAUAGAACCUGAUAUUUCAGUUCAAUAUUUGUUACAAGUUGGAAAUAUGAUAGGACCCAGUCAUUAUGUUGAUAUUGUAGAAGAGAGAUCUAUUACCAAAAUUUGUGGUUAUCCACUUUGUAAUAAAUCAGUGAAAACUGUAUUAAAACAGAAGUAUCAUAUUUCUACAAAAUCCAACAAAAUUUAUGACAUCUCAGAAAGAAAGAAGUUUUGUAGUAAUCAGUGUUUUAAAGCAUCGAAGUAUUUUGAGAACCAAAUAUCAUCAGCGCCAGUCUGGGCUAGAGAAUUGGAGCCUAAAGUUGAAUUUCAACUUUUAACUGGAUCAAGUGGAUCUAUUGGUGAUGAGAUCAUUGUGUCUUCAAAAGAACAGGAUGCUCUGAAAGAUGAGGUGGAAAGAUUAAAGAAGCUAGAUAGAGAGGGAAAGGAUACUGAUAAUAAAACCCAGGUUACAGAACAGACUGAUAGCUCAAUAUCUGAUGGGCAAGAGUGUUGUAAAGAGAAAGAUUUCUACCUAGAAGAGUUUAAAAGCCAAGAACUAGAAUCAAAUGUGGAGGAUGUUGAGAGUCGCUUCAGUCAACUUACUACAGAUACUAGUCAAGUCCCUUCAGAGAUUCCUAAGUCUCUAUAUGAGCAAAGUGAACUUAAAAAUCCCAUACAAACUGUACCUAAUCAGCCCACAGAAUCUAAAAGUGAAUACAUGUUAAGACUACUUAAUAAACGAAAGAAACAUUUAUCAAAAAUGUCUGUGGAUGUCCCUUUAAGUGUUGGUUCGAGUACACAAACUAAAAAUACAGCUGUAAAUGUUCUGCCAAAAACUCAUACUGAACCUCAGAGGAAAACCUCUCCAUUGAGACUUCUUAGUGAUAUUAUCAAACAGUGGGUUACUGAAAACACCAAAAUGUACCUGAAACAACAGUCAUUAAGCGUAGUUUGUGCAAGCAUGGAAGAACACUAUAAUUCACUUUGUCAAAGAUUGGAAGAAAAAGAAAGAGAGAAAGAAAAAUUAGAGGAAUUACUGUUUAAAAAAUUACAAAUUGAAGAUGGUAAAUCUAAGAUGAAGCCAUUACCAGGUUAUGAAGAUUUGAAAGAGGAAGUACGAAAAGAAGAAAUAAAAGUUAGAGAAUUUUUACGUGGUAAUUUCUGUACUGAUAAAGACUUACAGGAAAGUGAGAAGGACUAUAUAGAAGAUGAUAAAGCACCUGUAGUUAUGCCUACUGUAGACUCUCUUGACCAGAUGGUAAUUAGAAGAAGAAUUGUAUUAGAAAGAUUAAUGAAAGUACUACCUGAAGUUUUAUCACCUUUAAGAUUAUCAAUAUUAGAUGUUACAGAAGAACUCAGAGAAUUAGUUCAUACCUUCAGGUUUACCAGUUCUAAUAUUACUUUUAAACCUGCUCAGUGGACAAUGGUGGCAAUAAUUAUUUUGAAAUUAAUCUCCAAUAGAAAUAAGAAAGUAGAAGAAUCUUUCAUCAACCAAUCAGCUGUUAGAUAUCUUGAUAUUAUUCUGAAAGCUCUAGGAGAAGAUAUUGAUACAUUUCAAAUAGUAAUUGAUAAUAUUGUUCAAUAAAGUAUUAUGUCUUUCCUA
Messenger RNA from Lottia gigantea (owl limpet), 1701 nucleotides. RefSeq lists its product as hypothetical. The transcript has 10 exons. Gene Ontology annotation, cellular component: nucleus; cytoplasm. The coding region runs from base 1 to 1683 and encodes 560 amino acids. Lineage: Eukaryota; Metazoa; Mollusca; Gastropoda; Lottiidae. Gene Ontology annotation, molecular function: RNA polymerase II CTD heptapeptide repeat phosphatase activity; RNA polymerase core enzyme binding. The record is from RefSeq and is a predicted model, not a curated record.